AUGGAGCUUGCUGUAUCUGCAGUAGCAGGUGAAAUCAUGAACCGAUUCGUCUCCUUCCUCGCCAAUAGGUACCUCCACUCUAACCGCCAGGCACAGUCGGAAGAGAAGCAGCUGAAGAAGCUGCAGCAGCUGCUCCUGAGAGCUCGCACGGUUGUCGGGGAGGCGGAUGGGCGGUACAUCACCAACUCCGGGAUGCUGGCGCAGCUCAGCAUGCUCGCGGAUGCCAUGUACAGAGGCUACUGGGCACUCGGUGCGUCCAGAUACAUCUCACUCCAAGAGUCCAUGGAGGAGGAGGGGGAGGUUUGCAAUCCAUCUUUUCCCAAACGUUUUCGCAUGGUUCAGGGCAGUGCUAGAAAGAACAAGGCCACGUACCCCGUCGACUUGCAGGGCGCGUUGGAGAGCUUGGAGGAUGUUGUCGCUGGCAUGACGGAGUUUGUCAUUCUUUUGGGUGGGUGCGACCGUAUGGUGCGUCAACCAUACGACGCGUACCUUUUCAGUGACAAGAUCAUGUUCGGACGCCACACCGAGAAGCAGAAGCUCCUUAACUUCAUGCUACAGCACGGCCCUCCUGGCGGUGUGCCGGCUGUUCUCCCGAUCAUCGGCGCUCCAGUGGUCGGAAAGAGGACUCUGGUCGCCCAUGUAUGCAAGGACGAGAGGGUCCGCUCACACUUCUCUUCGAUUCUGCAUCUGAAUGGAGAUUCCUUGGGUAGAAUCGCAGAACAUGGUGGUCUCAUGCCAGGAAAUAUGCUGGUGGUUGUCAAGCUUGUUUCAGACGUCCACGAGGAGGAUUGGGCCAAGUUCCGUUCAACAGUGGCAACAAGCAUGGACAACGGAAGCAAGGUGAUCAUCAUCAGCCGCCUUAAAAGUUCAGAGCGACUCGGAACCGUUGAGCCAAUCUUCCUCAACACCCUGUCAUACGAGGAGUUCAGCUACCUAUUCAAGACACUAGCAUUCGGGAGCGUGAACCCGGCACAGCACCCACGGUUAGCGCGGAUAGCAGACGAGCUGGCCAGGGAAUUCCAAUCUGAAUGGUCAAUCGCCACUGCAAAUCUGUUUGCGGACAUCAUGAGGAGGAACCUCAGCAUCCAUUUCUGGCUCUGCAUCCUGAGCGGGCUGAGAAGGGUAGUCGAGAGGAACUUAUCCCUGUUUGGGGAGCACCCGAAGCUCCUCGCCCAAAGACGCCACCAGAUAGACGUUACUGACUUGGUCUUGCAUCCCAUGGAUUCUCCACUCCGGUUCGUACAUUCCUGUACCAGUGGUAGCAGCCGCACUGAAGUUACGGUGGAAAGGGAAAUGCUACCGAGGGUGAGGUUUGGGGAUCUGGUGAUGGAUCCUGGAGUUAGACCACAAGGGGAUUUCAAUGUGGUUGUGUGGGAAUCAAGGUUGCCGCCUUACACCUCAUUUGUUCAUUUUGCUACAAAUGGAAAUGGUGCUCCAGGUGCGGCGGAACAGAGCACUCCCCUGUCUGGGAGGAAGCGUGCAGCGGUGCAUUUGUAA
This is a messenger RNA of Aegilops tauschii subsp. strangulata, 1497 nucleotides long. RefSeq lists its product as uncharacterized. The record is from RefSeq and is a predicted model, not a curated record. NCBI's taxonomy places the organism in Eukaryota, Viridiplantae, Streptophyta, Magnoliopsida, Poales, Poaceae.